AUGCCUCGCACGCGAACGAAAUACAUCUGGCCGCCGCCUAUGCUGGCCGAUGACAACAACGCUACAUCUGCGAGUACUCCUACGAUUAGUAACGCGGCCACGAAUGAACCACGAGCGAAAAAACCGAGAUUAGAGUCCGCCUCGACGGCGAGAAAAUCAACAGCAAGCGGACGGAACACUCCUGCUCGUCAAAAUCAAGAGCCUAGUCAGGGUCAGGCUGAAGGGAAAGCAGACUAUUGGGAUCCGGAUUCGGGUGUCGCACCGCCGUCCCAGGAAGCCAUCUUUGCUGCGUAUGCGCGCAUUCCCAUGCAUACACAGAUUAAGCGAUAUCGUGAAUGGCGGCGUUUCGGUUCAGUCCACGACGACUAUUGCAUGAAGUGCCGCAAAGCCGGGCCUAAGACUCUGGUUCCUUGCAACACAUGCAGCAAGUGUUUCCACGACGAAUGUACACCACCUGGUUCACUAUACAACGAGAGGAGACAGUGGUUUUGUGCGCUCUGCGUCCAUCGCAAUUGGCAUGAACAACCGCCGACUCUGACACCGCCCGCUUCACCUUCUCCAGAACCCGCCAACAACGCUAUUGACCAAAGAUCGUCGGAAAAUAAUACAGACCAAAGGAAUAACAGGAAUAUGGCAGACCAACAGGGAAAUGUACCAUCAACUGGAAAUUCGCAAGCCCUAUCCAUACUAGCCGAAAUAUCCCGCUCAAUGUCUCGUGGAGAAACACGACACACACCAAACCUCCCACCGCAACCGCAUCGAUUCUCAGAUGUAUCCUCGCCAUACUCACCAAACCCUUCUUCAAUUACACUACCAUCGAUAUCCACACGACCCCACGAGUUCGGCUUACCACCACCACCAGCGCCCUCCCCUUCCGCAUACGGCGGCAACUCAAUCCUAGACUCUCACGCCCGCAAAUCCAAAUUCGCAACCCUUUCCUCCGAAGUAGAUUCCGCCCUCUGGGUUCUCUACCGCGAACUCGAGAGCGUAACAUCCCUACGCCAACAAAUCGGCGAACUCGAAUCCGAAAUCGUAAAACUGCGACAGGACGUUAGUAUUAGAGACAACCAACUCAUUCUUUCGCGGAGAUCCAUGUCGUCGGCGCACAAUAAUACUAAUACCGGCAUGCCAGGCGGUAUAUCGCAGGCUGAGAUUGAUCGGCUGCGUGUUCAAGCUGCCAAAGUCGAGGAACUGACGAGACAAGCUGAGUCUAUGCGUGCCAAGAAUGAGGCGUUGGAGAAGGAGUUGAAGGAUGCAAAGGCUGAGUCGGCGGCGAAGGAUGAGAUGUUGAAUGAGUGGAAGGGGCGAUUGGUGAGUUUGAUCGGGAAUUAA
Molecule: messenger RNA, 1332 nt
Organism: Talaromyces marneffei
Lineage: Eukaryota; Fungi; Ascomycota; Eurotiomycetes; Eurotiales; Trichocomaceae
Exons: 2
Coding region: 1-1332 (443 amino acids)
Source: RefSeq, a predicted model, not a curated record